Molecule: messenger RNA, 3852 nt
Organism: Metarhizium brunneum ARSEF 3297
Lineage: Eukaryota; Fungi; Ascomycota; Sordariomycetes; Hypocreales; Clavicipitaceae
Gene: UBP2
Product: Ubiquitin carboxyl-terminal hydrolase 2
Biological process (GO): proteasome-mediated ubiquitin-dependent protein catabolic process; regulation of proteasomal protein catabolic process; protein deubiquitination
Molecular function (GO): cysteine-type deubiquitinase activity; proteasome binding
Source: RefSeq, a predicted model, not a curated record
AUGGCUGGCCACUUUGAUUUAAGCUCUCAGGCGCAAGAGGCGAGCCCUUAUGCGACGUUGCCAGGCACAUCACAAGCUGGCUUUGUGCCGCAUAACAUGACGCCGAUGAAGUCCAACCUGGCGCCUGGUAGAGAAAUUGCUGGUUGCAACCCUAGCCGAUGGGUUUACGAACUAUUAAAUAACGACUUCACCGUCUGCGAUUUGUUCGAGCGAGCCCGACACGCGAAGCUAGAGAGCACGUAUACCUGGGACCAUGCCCACAAACUAGUCAUGAAUGGAAACCAAAGCUUCUCAACAGCUUCGUCCCGCGUAUUGUCAUCAAUAUGUCUGGACUGCCACUUUCACUUUGUCUUCAAGAUGACCUGGGAUGAAGCUCACAGUGAUGGCCUGUGCCAUCAGAAUCAGUCAUCAUGGCCACUCCGUGAUGAUCAGUUCCCAUGGCACCACUUGGUGUGGGUAGGAUCCAGCUCUGACCCAGACGUUGCACAGGAUAACACCAAAUAUUGCCCUCUGUUGGCUCGAGAAUAUUUCGUUUGCUCCGCUCCACCUUGUACGUUCCAGCUCACCCUCGAAAUAUCAGAACCUCGCAUGCCGCAGUCUUGGGUGGAGCUUCUAUUGGAUCGAGAGGCUAUUUGCCAGCAGCUGCAGGCAGCAAAGGAACAGGAACCUGGCCGCUAUGAAGCUGCCACCGACGAAUGGGCCUAUCAGGCAACCCUGAAUCUAAACACAUACCUCAAAAAUCUGCUGGAAUCCACCCCAGAGGACGCUAGGAGCAUAUCAAAGAGGAACAAGCGCUUUGCUGUUCUGUUCGGACCCCGAUGCUUUGCCAUGUUUCGCGAGUUGGAAUUCACCGAGAAAGUAGAACUUAGAGACGGUGUUGACGAAGGCUCUUUCACCCCUUCACCUCCCCCACCUGCGGGCGGUCCCUCGGAAACAACUGAAAUAGGCACCUAUCGAUCAUAUUUAGAAGAUGUACGUGCCGAAGUGCAAUGCUUGAUACACAAGGCCGGCCAGGCGGCGGAGAAGCCGACAAUCAUCACGCCAGUUCUACACGCAGAUUUAGGAUGUAAUGAAGUGCCGAAUGCUGCUGCGAAUGCAUUAGUCAACGUGGAGCGAUACAAGCUGAUUGGAGUUCUCCCUAAUCAAACCCGAGAAGCGGUAGUCAAUGCUUACAAACGCCAAUGGGACUUGCUGCCUAGUCGUAGAAGAGCAUUGGUGGACAGCAUCAUGGGCAUUGCUAAUGAUUCCGGAGACGAAUUGCUCUCUGAUUAUGCUAUUACUCAAUCCUCCGUAUUUGAUAACCAAACACAUAGACCCGCGACUAAUGAUGAUGACGGCCUGGUGCCACAAGCACUCAAUUUCUUGGGUUUGCAACCUCCGAAUAACUAUAGCGCAGAUUCUCUGAUUCAAGCAUUUAGACAGAAGCUUGCUCGAGAUCCGGCAGAUGCUACCACUGCACGGUCGAUGCUGCUUCUUAUCGCCCAAAACUCAAACGAUGAUAUGUAUCAAGCUCAACUACUAAUGGAAGCUGAUGCAAAGAUGUCUCUGGAAACGAGCCGGUCAAUCCUUGAACUGAAAGCCGUAGAAGUACCCUGGGAGACCACUUAUGAAGCUGCUAAAAAUAAGAUCGAGGCAAGCAAGAGCAAGGAGGCCACUCAAGUUUUCCUAGAUGCAUUAGAAGCAAUCGCGGAUCAUACAUACUCUCCAGCACUCAAACAAGCAGCGAUGGAGCUCCGACAAGAAAACGGCAUAUACGGGGUCAAAGCUAAGAGUGAAGACGAGCCGGUCAACUAUGCAUUGCCUGUCGGAUUGCACAACAUCGGAAACACCUGCUAUUUGAACAGUCUGCUCCAAUACCUCUUCACUGUCAAGCCAGUACGAGAAAUCGUAUUAAACUAUGACAAUGUUAAACUGGCUCUGGAUGAUGAAAGUAUCAAGGCUCGACUUCUAGGCGGAAACAAAAUGCAGAUGGACCGCGGUGAGGCGGUCGUCGCGCAAGCCUUUGCUAAGGAGCUAUCCGAGCUCUUCCAAAAUCUGAAGGCUUCAAAACGAUCAGCGACAAAACCGUCUCAGCGCCUGGCCAAUGCUGUGCUGUUGUCGACACACACUCUACUUCACAAUACCAAGCAGUCAUCUGAACCGCCAAUCGGACCAAGGCCACCGCCUUUGCCGGCUCGGCCAUCGCCAGCACCACCGACUCAGUCCGUGGAGGACGUUGAAAUGACUAACGGCAGUGUUGCCAAUGCUCUUGAGCCCUCCGAAAUGGCCAGCAAUUCCAGUUCGAGGACAUUGAUCGAUCAAGAGGAUGCCCGUUCCGACCAUUCAUAUGAGAGGGUAGAAACCGUGCAUGUCUCUGGCCAAGCAGAUGGUGACACAGAAGUCCUAUCUAAGACCGAUGACCCUAUGGAUCAGUCCUCCAAAAGCCCUCCACAACCCACAAAGGAAACAAUAACGACUGAAGCCACGAAUGAUGCGCAGGGGAGUUUUCAAGACGUUGAUAUGGCCGAUGCGGAGAUCGAAACCGUAGACCAGAAAGUCUUGAAUGCCUUGGAACAUCAGAAGAGAUCCUCCGGCACCGACCAGCAAGAUGUUGAGGAAGUCAUGGGUAGCAUCAUUAAUCGCCUACAAGCUGCGAUUCAACCGACCUCGGUCGACGAGAAGACUGGCAUCCAGCUCGAAAAGAUUAUGGAAACCUUUUUCGUGACAACGGUCAACUACACCAAGAAAUUCGACGAAAGGGAAUAUCAGUCAGAAAUCAGCUUUGAUCGUUCCAUAACUGCAUUUCCGGCUCCGGAUGGGCCUUGCUCCUUGUAUGACGCCCUGGGGCGCAACUUUGACCAACAAAUACUAGAGGAGAGCAAGCUUUCAAGAUAUACAGCCAUCAAGACUCUGCCUCCUGUGUUACAUGUCCUCAUUCAACGGUCUCAGUCCAUGGGAAGCAAGAACGGCAAUGCUGUAGUCAUCCCAGAGACGUUGUAUUUGGACAGAUAUAUGGAUGCCCCACAUACUUCACCGGUAUUCCAACGGCGCGUAGAAGACUGGGCUCUGUCCGAUCGCAUAUCAGACCUGAAGGUUCAAAUCUCGAAAGUUGACUCCAACCCGACAUAUACAUCAUAUUUAGAGAAAUACGCAGCCGGAGUCUUAGAAACGGAAGUAGCAGAUGGAACUGCAAACGCCGAGUCGGCCGUUGGAGAGGCCCCAGAGAUUGUCGCUGCUCCGGAAGAGAAUUGGGAUUUUGAUGGCCCUGUCGAUGAGGAUUUCCUGCUUGUCACUACGUCAACCUCGACUGGCUCUGAACAGCCGAUACCUCAUGAGCCGAAGCCGUUGAAUAUUCGUGCGAGCGAUGCAGCUAUUCGUCAAAUGAUGGAGGCUGAGCUGCAAAAGCGAGAAGAAACCCUCAAGGAACAUCAAGAAAGUCUAAAGGGAACACCGUAUCGUUUGCAUGCUGUUAUCUGUCAUCGUGGGCAGUUGAUGUCGGGUCAUUACUGGGUAUGGAUACAUGACUUUGAGGAGAACACUUGGAGAUGGUACAACGAUGCCGACGUGAAGGAGAAUAAAAACACUGCGGAGGUCCUGGAGACUCUGAGUACAAGUGGCGAGCCAUAUUUCCUGUGCUAUGUCCGAGAUGAAGACAAAGCCGAGUAUGUCAAUAUUCCAAAGCGACAGCCGCCAACACCUCCCUUAGAACUGCAAGAGAGUCCCGCAUCAAAGAUGGUGACGGAUAAGGACGGAGAUAUUGACGCCGUCGCCGAAGUGGUGGCGCCCGUCAUUGAAGGGAUCGAACCCCCGGGUGAUGAAACAGACCCUGGGUACAAGAAAGGGAACGAUGAUCCGCAAAGAAUGCAGGAAUAG